Naegleria gruberi is the source of this 1050-nucleotide messenger RNA. RefSeq lists its product as uncharacterized. The coding region runs from base 1 to 1050 and encodes 349 amino acids. Lineage: Eukaryota; Heterolobosea; Eutetramitea; Acrasida; Naegleriidae. The transcript has a single exon. The record is from RefSeq and is a predicted model, not a curated record. Gene Ontology annotation, biological process: regulation of DNA-templated transcription.
AUGAACGAUUUUAGUACGAAACUAGUCAUGGAAAUGAUGAAACAAUUACUUCAACAAAAUUCAAUGGACGAAAUAUGUGGCCCAAUAACAAGUCUUCCUGUUAUCCAACCUCCUCCACAACAAUUCUUAUUGCCGAAUCAAUUAUCCUUUCCACAACCUUCCAAUAACAUUUCCAAUAACUAUUGUAUUCAAACAUCUUCCAUGUUAUCCCACCAAACAUGCACGAGCUCAUCUUCCAACAUCUCUACAAACACUGAUCAAAACUAUUCGAAACCUUAUUCGAGUCAUUCCACUACAUUAAUUUCUCCACCUACAACAAACAAUUUCUCCACUCCAAUAUUCAGUAAUUCCAAUUUUGAACAAAUUUUGAACUGCAUCGAAUCGAAUCGUUUAAAAAGUACCUUGAAAUAUAUUUCCAAUUCAGAAGAUGCAUUGAAUAAUCAGUUAAUGAUUGCUCAACUGGUUGAUUUGAUUGAUCAGAUUAUCUAUUUGAAUUCUUUAAAUUCGAAUUUGAAACAUGAGACUAAACCUGAAAAUCAUGAAUCGAAUAUUCCUGUUAAGGAAGAAUUUUGUAACACAGUUCAUAUGGCUGUUAAGGAGGGACAUCACUCUGAUUCCUCCCAUUCUUCGUUGCUUUCGAAUAAGAUUUCAGACUCUAAUAAUGAGAGCACCAAGAAGAGAAAGAGAAUUGACGAAGCGCCGACCACAACAGAACAAUCCGCUACAAUACAACAGAGUAAUCACGAAGAAAUCCAUCAGAAACGAAAGAUAUCAAAACAAACUCUCUCAGAAAACCAUUCAGAUAUACAUUCUAAUAGUUUAAUAACUCCUUUAAAAACUAACAAUAACAACAAUAAGGAAUUGCUACUGAAUCAGUUUUGUAACUAUACUGUGGACACCCUCAAGAAGAAACUAACUAACACGGAGAAACGAGGAAGAGGAAGACCAAGAAAACAACCAGACGAAACUUUACAAUCUCAAAAUCAAUCAUCGACAAAUUCAUUUUACAUGAAAAGCGCUUUUCAUCAUGUACAUUUUAAUAAACAAUAA